This is a messenger RNA of Acanthisitta chloris (rifleman), 1845 nucleotides long. It is a transcript of the gene MICU3, whose product is annotated as mitochondrial calcium uptake family, member 3. Gene Ontology annotation, biological process: mitochondrial calcium ion homeostasis; calcium import into the mitochondrion. Gene Ontology annotation, molecular function: calcium ion binding. The annotation marks the transcript as partial. The transcript is spliced from 13 exons. NCBI's taxonomy places the organism in Eukaryota, Metazoa, Chordata, Aves, Passeriformes, Acanthisittidae. Gene Ontology annotation, cellular component: uniplex complex. The record is from RefSeq and is a predicted model, not a curated record.
GUGCUAAAAAGUGGCGAUCUCUUUCAAAACAGGAACUGAAUCAGAUACUGAUGGAGACACCACCAGUUUGGAAAGGAUCAUCCAAACUUUUCCGUAACCUUAAUGAGAAAGGUGUGAUAUCAUACACAGAAUAUUUAUUCCUCUUAUGUAUUUUAACAAAGCCACAUGCAGGUUUUAGAAUUGCUUUCAACAUGUUUGAUACUGAUGGCAAUGAGAUGGUGGACAAAAAGGAGUUCUUAGUGCUCCAAGAAAUCUUCAGGAAAAAAAAUGAGAAGAGAGAAAGAAGAGGAGAUGAAGAAAAACGUGCAAUGCUGCGUCUUCAACUUUAUGGAUAUCAUACUUCUACUAACAGUGUUCUUAAAACAGAAGGAGAGGACCUUGUCCCCAGAAGCUACUGGGAUACUUUGAGACGUAGUACAAGCCAAGCACUCUUUUCAGACCUUGCGGAGCGUAUGGAUGAUAUUUCAAGUUCGCUGUCAGAUACUACACUGCUUAUACACUUUUUUGGCAAGAAAGGAAAAGCUGAACUGAACUUUGAAGAUUUUUAUAGAUUUAUGGAUAACCUACAAACUGAGGUUCUAGAGAUAGAAUUCCUUUCCUACUCUAAUGGGAUGAACACCAUCAGUGAGGAAGACUUUGCCCAUAUUCUUUUGAGGUAUACAAAUGUGGAAAAUACAUCAAGUUACCUGGAAAACAUGCGCUGCAGUAUUCCUGAAGAAAAGGGUAUCACAUUUGAUGAAUUUAGAUCAUUUUUCCAAUUCUUGAACAACCUAGAAGACUUUGCAAUUGCAAUGCAAAUGUAUAAUUUCGCAAGUCGUUCCAUAGGUCAAGAUGAAUUCAAACGUGCUGUGUAUGUAGCCACGGGUGUGAAGCUUUCACCACAUUUGGUGAACACAGUGUUCAAGAUUUUUGAUGUUGACAGAGAUGACCAGUUGAGUUACAAAGAAUUUAUCGGCAUUAUGAAAGACAGGCUCAAUCGAGGGUUUAGGGGCUACAAACCUAUACAGAGGUACACUACUUUCAAAUCCUGCGUGAGGAAGGAACUCUAUAGCAGAUAAAUCACGGAGACUCCAAAGUAUGGUUGGAGGGAAUAUUACUCUUGUGUGAUGACUGUAACCAGUGAACAUCUCAGAGGUCUAUGGAAGCAAUUUCGGAGACGAGAUAUGCUGAGAUAAAGGAAGGAAGAAGUAUUGUCUGCACUGGCUAGAACUAAUGAUUCCUAUGAAUUCUUAAUUAAGAACAAACUAACCCAGGUGAAUUGUGAAUCUUCCAGCUGCAGGAGAGAACACAGGACUUCGUUUCCACUUAGUGUAGUGAUCAUCAACUCUUAAAACUGCUUUUCGGUAUGUAUUUUAUUUAAAUGACAAACUGACUUUCACCUGAGUGGCACAAGUCCUUUUCUUGAGAACACCCUUUGAAUAUUAUGUUUAAUUAUUCUGAGACUGAUAAGUUUGUCAUUUAAAAGAAAACAAAACUAAGUUUUACAUCUGCGUAGGAAAAUAUUUUGGCAAUGAAGAUAAACUGCCUGCAUCAGCUUAGACUGGGAAUUUGUUUUCAGAACAGCACUAUUGAAAGUUUAUGCUAAACUGAAAAUUAGAAUACAUUAAGUAGCAUAACAAUUAUACACAAGUUGAAUGGACAAAUUAAACUCUUUGAAGCUGUUAUUUUAAAAAGAGUAAAGCUGUUAUGGUUAUAAUGUGAAUGAUAGGUAUUUACCUAGGAAAAGUACUGUAUGAACUACAAUGUUCAGAUUCUCCAGGUCUUAUUACUAUGUUUAUUAAUUUAUCCUUUUAAAAAAUAGAAAAGAUUUUAAGAUGUCUUACAAACAGUAUGUCGAAGAAAGGU